Molecule: messenger RNA, 2699 nt
Organism: Closterium sp. NIES-67
Lineage: Eukaryota; Viridiplantae; Streptophyta; Zygnematophyceae; Desmidiales; Closteriaceae
Source: the annotation of a GenBank genome assembly
UUAGGCUUCACCAUUAUAAUGCAUCCAUUCGUGCGCACUGGUCCGCUACGCGACGAUGCGGUCAAGGGGGAGGGGAAGGGUGAACAUGCUUUCUAAGGGGGGAAGCCCGCUGGGGUCCAAGUGGUGGCCUUGGCGGUCAAGGCGCGGAUUUGGUCGUCCCAGCGCGAGUUUUAUUCAUAGGAGAUUCAGGCUGACAGGAGUGUUGCUGGUGACGGCGCUUGCGGUUGUAGCAGGGCUAGGGACGCUGGGUCUGCUGCUGCUACACCCUGGAUUGACUGAAAUGGAAGGGGAAGCAGCAGGAGCAUCUACGAGUUUACCUCUUCUGCUGCCAUGGUGUGCAGUGCAGCUGCCAUGGCUGCCAUGCUGUGGGCAUAAUGGCACGGACUGGAAUCAGGCUGGUGCUGACAUGGACAUGGUGUAUGUAUCACGACGUCCCAUCACGCAUGCUGUUUUGCAGGAUGAGCAGCAUCAAUCUGACCCAAGCACGCCCCUGCACCCGUCUGGUGCCCCUCACGCUGCCCCUCCUGCCACUGCUGCCACUGCAUCCGAUUCCUCUCCCACCAUUGCCGAGCAAGAUGCGUUUCUGGUAGCAGCAUGGGCUGACACGCACCCGAUUUCGCUCCCUUCCCCUGCCGCACCUGCUGCAUCCGCUGCUGCUAGUGUCGGUGGGAUGUGGGGAGCGGCGGUGAGAGUGUGGAGCAGGAGGGGCUUGCCUGGAAGCUGGCUGAAACGGACUGGUAGGGGAAGAGGGGCGAAUGCUGCUGCUGCAGGUAGCAGUAAACUUAGCAGCAGCAGCAGCACCACCACCACCACCAACAUUAGUAGCACUGGCAGCACGAGCAGCGCUACAGAAAGCACAGGGAGAAGUUGCAGUGCACGCUCGUUGCAGAGCUUGGCCCCUCGUGUGGUGCUGCUGGUGGCAGGCAACAGCGCCUUUGUGGGGGGGUUGGGAGAUUGGCAAGCUCUGCUGUGCGUGCAGCUGAAACACAUGUGCUCUGCAUAUGGCAGUACCGGGUCCAAUCGAUCAGGAUCAGACGCAACAACGUUCAGGGGAGACUGUGCCAGGGCUUUUGGGCUAGGCCUUGCAGAGGCGGAGGUUACUGGCGGACCGGACGGUGGGGAGGAGGAGAGUGGGGUGGGCGGGGAAGGGGAGUGGGUGUGUUGGCGGAGUGGGCAGUGCUGCAGUCUAACAGAUGAGGAUGACAAGCAUGGGAGGAGACACCAGCAAGUGCAGAUGCAUUGCCCUCUGCCUGGUCCAGUCGUUUCACUUCACAAUCCAGCCUCUGGCCAUGCCAAUCGUGCGGAUGCAUCAACUACCAGCGACAUGAACUUCCCCAGCAGCAGCAGCAGCAACAGCAGAAGCAUCAAUAGCAGCAUUGUAGCGGUUACUCUCAUCCAUCGCCAUACCACUGAUUCACACAUCGCCACAGCCGCUGCUGCCUCUGCCUCUUGCGGUGCCAGUAGCACAAGCAAAGGCAUUAGGUACAGUCCAGUGAAGAGUAUGCCGUUUGUGAGGCUCAACUGGAUCGCCAGACAUGAAGGGGAGGCAGAUGUUGGUGGGGUAAAGGACACAGUUUCAACAGUGGAAGAGAAAGGGGUGGAUGAGGUUGAGUCUGACAGGGGGGGGAAGGAGCAAGGUGGUGAGAGUGGUGAGGCUCUUCAACUCAGUGUGUGCACGGGCCCUCUCUUCUUUGACAUAUCGUCCCUGUGGCUGGAGUGGCUGCACUUUGUUCGGCUCAUGGGCGCGCAGCACAUCACAGCAUACGUUAUAGACAACGAUAGCUACUCCCUCUCACCCCUGUCCCGUGCCCUCCUCCGCUUCUCCGGCCUGCACUGGCCCUCUUUCAUCUCCCUCGUGCUCUGGGACCUCCCCUUCACAGAGGUGAACGGAGCACCCAAUCAGCGGCCUUCUGGCCUGGACAUGCACUACAGGGCUCAGCGUCUCUUCCUCCUAGACUGCUACUUCCGCUCCCACUCUCACUUCCACGCCGUCCUCUUCCUCGAUUUAGACGAGUUCCUCGCUCCGCCCUCCUUCUCCCCGCUGCUGCUCAAGAACAUGCCUGCAGUAGGUAGAAUGGCUGGUAUGCAUCCUAACUGCACUCCUAUGGAUGGUGCUAUUGAAGGGGGCAGCAGCAGCAGCAGCAGCAUCUGGAAUUCAGCUCUUUCUCCUCUACUCCAGAAUCCAACUAAUGGCAUGCUUCUCUUCCGCAGCUGGUGGUACCCUCACAUGCCCUCGCCUCCAUCGUCCCUUGAUGGUGUUCCUACAGUGGAAAUCCCAGCUCAGCCGCCCCCGCUGCUGACAGCAAGCAGCACGCAUCGCGACCAGCGCAUGUUUCAGAACCGUCAGCGAGCAAAGUACGCCAUUCCGCUAGGGGGAGCCAUUGCAUUCAGCAUUCACCGCCCUGUGCUCCUAUCACCAGGAAGGAUGCUUGUGGAUGUUCCGAUGGACAAGGCAUUCGUUCGCCACAUCACGUCCCCGUCUACAUCAUUUGCAGCCUAUCAGACACCCUCGAAUGCUUCGCACACCGACUUUUCUCUCCCUCUUGAGAAAGACAUGUCCAUGCUUGAUUUAGCACCGAUUCUCAGCUGUCGCAUAAACCAAACAUGGCAUCUCUUUCAAAAAUGGGGUAAAAGCACUCGAAUAGAGGAGCUUCUUUCUUUGUAGUAAAUGUUAUGUCAAAUACACUAUGUCAGUCUGA